Falco peregrinus (peregrine falcon) is the source of this 1520-nucleotide messenger RNA. It is a transcript of the gene REEP4, whose product is annotated as receptor accessory protein 4. The transcript has 8 exons. The record is from RefSeq and is a predicted model, not a curated record. NCBI's taxonomy places the organism in Eukaryota, Metazoa, Chordata, Aves, Falconiformes, Falconidae. Bases 127 to 915 code for a protein of 262 amino acids. Gene Ontology annotation, cellular component: endoplasmic reticulum tubular network; endoplasmic reticulum membrane; cytoplasmic microtubule. Gene Ontology annotation, biological process: endoplasmic reticulum tubular network organization. Gene Ontology annotation, molecular function: microtubule binding.
AGCUGCAACAUUCAAGCUGCUCCGUUCGCUUCCGGCCGUUGCCGCGGGGACCCGGGGGAGGCGAAAGCGCUGACCCGCCCGCCCGGGGCUGCCGGCCCGGCCCGGGGCUGCCGGCCCGGCCUCACCAUGGUGUCCUGGUUACUCAGCCGGAUCGUUGUGCUGGUUUUUGGGAUGCUGUACCCUGCCUACGCUUCCUACAAGGCUGUGAAGACCAAAAACAUCCGGGAAUAUGUCCGCUGGAUGAUGUACUGGAUCAUCUUUGCGCUCUUCACGGCCACAGAGACCCUCACUGACCUGCUCAUCUCCUGGUUUCCCUUCUACUAUGAAAUUAAGACGGCUUUCCUCAUCUGGCUGCUCUGCCCCUACACCCGGGGGGCCAGCCUUAUCUACCGCAAGGUCGUGCACCCCGCGCUCUCCCGCAACGAGAAGGAGAUCGACACGUACAUCAUCCGGAUCAGGGAGCGCAGCUACGAGACGGUGGUGCGCUUCGGCAAGAGGGGCCUCAACAUGGCAGCUGCGGCCGCUGUCCAGGCAGCCACCAAGAGCCAGGGCGCGCUGGCUGGGCGGCUGCGCAGCUUCAGCAUGCAGGACCUGCGCUCCAUCCCUGAUGAAGCCCCUGUGCACUACCGGGACCCCCUGUACCUGGAGGAGCCAGAGAGCUGCAGGCAGCUGCUGGGCUACAACAUGCCCUCGGCUGGCCAGGAGUACGAGAGUGAGACGACGGAGGACGAGGAGCUCCACUCAGACUCGCAGGUCUCGCCCAUGCCUUCACCCCGCAGCCGGGAUUCCAAGUCCCUCUCCCGCAGCCAGAGCCUGCGCACGGUGAGGAAGAAGAUGUCUGGCAAAGAGGUCUCUACUCGGCUCUUGCGCAGCCGCAUCAGGAAGAAAGCAGCUCCGCCGGAGGAGGACAGCUAAUGCUCCUGGGAAACCCUCUGCCAAGAGUCUUAACACUAGUUUGCUGCUGCAGCAUCGGGAGGGAGCUGUGGUUUGGGCCCACCCCCCACCCCGGCCCCGGGGAGGGGGCUUCCUCCCACGUUACACUGUAAAUAUCUUCUCUGACCUCUGCGCCUGCCUGGCCGCACUGUGCACCUCUGGCUGCCUCAUGGAGGGGAGGGCAGCUUGGCCCCCGCGCUGCUGCCAGCCAGACCCCCACCCGGACCCCGCUGCUGCAGGUCAGCGCCUCUCAUGUGGGGUCUGCCCCCCCUCCCCCCGCCCUCCCAAUGAACACUACAGGCUCUGCUGGCCACCCCCCUUCUCCUGCUGCCGUGAUGCCUUACUCCCCACAUCCCCCCUCCUGUGGGAGCCAAAGAGGGGACGUGCCUUGGCCCGUCUGUCCCCUGAUGCCAAAGACACAGCCCCCGGCCACGGUGUCCCCCCCACCUGCAGGCUGACACCCCCAUACUUGAAACUGGGGCAGCAGUACCUGACCAUGCCCAGCCCAGCACCACACGGCUUUUAACGUUCUCCUCUCUCAGAAGAGGUUUUGUACAUGGAAAAAUAAAUGUUAUUUCGGACUUUUA